CUUUAUUAUUCAGAAUAAAGUAUAAACCAGGUUUUCCUUCCUGCUUUGUUUCCAAGGUCAGUUAUUGACUUAUUUCUUUGAAGUUUUUUGGAGCUUCAAAGGGGUAGAUGUCACUAGAUGAUCUUUAAAUGUAAAUCUCUUAAAUUUAUUACUGUUUUGUUUAAUUCCUUUUCGUUUGCUUUUUCUUUGAUCUCAUUGAGUGCGAGUACUCAUUUGUAGUCUUACACACAGAUAAACGCUUGCAUACAAAUGGCUCUUAAAAAUAUAAUUAUAAUUUUUCUUUCCAGCACCUUUAUCUGGUCACUGCUGGGUGUAUUUACUCUCAGCAAUGGUGGUGAUAGUGAUAUCUCUUGCUUGAAAUCCAUUAAAGAGUCACUCAAAGACCCUUUUAAUCGCUUUAAAUCUUCUUGGAAUUUCUCCGAAAUUGGAGAAGGUUUCUACUGUGGAUUUAAUGGGGUCGAUUGCUUGCCCGGGGAAUACAAAGUUCAAUCUAUCCGACUUUACAACAAGAGCCUCAAGGGCCAAUUCCCUCAGGGCAUUGAGAACUGCAAAGACUUAAUAGUUCUAAACCUUUCAUUCAACAAGCUCUCUGGUGCCAUCCCCUCUGACAUAUCAACAAGGCUUCCUUAUUUGACAUCACUUGAUCUCUCUAGAAACAAUUUCUCUGGUGAAAUCCCGACCGAUAUUGCAAAUUGUACUUAUCUGAAUUCCCUUAAACUUGAUCACAACAGGCUGACAGGUCAAAUACCUCAGCAACUUGGCCAGCUCACUCGAAUCAAGAACUUUACCGUUGCUAACAAUUUCUUGUCAGGACCAGUACCAAAUUUUACCGAUCCCAAUGUCACGAAAGAGAGCUACGUGAAUAACAGCGGACUUUGUGGAGGGCCUUUGGAACCUUGCAAAGAACUUGGAAGGAAAUCAGAUGAGACUUUUAAAAGUGGGUUUAUUGUUGGUUAUGCGGCUUCUUCAGUUUCAGUUGUAACUAUUUUCGUGUCCUAUUGUGUGCCUUGGGAGCAAAUGAAGAAGAGGAAAAGGAUGACCCUCAAGAAGAACAGUAAGAGAAAGGAAACUCAUAGGUGACCAAAUUGUUUCCUUCAAAGCUCCAAUGGAAAAGCUGCAAACAGAUCUUUACUUUGGAGAGGUGGGUUACUAGAAUGACUUCUGCGGAGCUCAAUAAGGCAACUGACAAUUUCAACUCUGACAAUGAUGUGUCCCAAAGCCUUGUGUCUGGGUUACGUUCACCUGCUAAGUAGUAACAGUGGAUUUGCUAAGAAGAUUGCCUCUGCCUCCAAGAGUUUAGUUUAAUAAAGGACUCCUUCAGUUGCUUGUAACUGGGAGAUUAGGUUGCUGUUAUCUUUUGUUAUUAUCAUUUUGUUAUCUUUAUCUAGGAUAGGUGUUAUUAUCUAGUUUAGCCAAAGUUUCGGCUAAAAUAGAAUAGCUGUCAUUGUUAUCGGUUGUGGUUAUUUGGUAUGUAUUUAAGUUGAAUCAUGAUGAAUUAGAG
Quercus robur (English oak) is the source of this 1501-nucleotide messenger RNA. RefSeq names its product probably inactive leucine-rich repeat receptor-like protein kinase At5g48380. The transcript has 2 exons. Lineage: Eukaryota; Viridiplantae; Streptophyta; Magnoliopsida; Fagales; Fagaceae. Gene Ontology annotation, molecular function: protein binding. Bases 250 to 1080 code for a protein of 276 amino acids. The record is from RefSeq and is a predicted model, not a curated record.